Molecule: messenger RNA, 537 nt
Organism: Exophiala spinifera
Lineage: Eukaryota; Fungi; Ascomycota; Eurotiomycetes; Chaetothyriales; Herpotrichiellaceae
Product: 1,2-dihydroxy-3-keto-5-methylthiopentene dioxygenase
Exons: 3
Coding region: 1-537 (178 amino acids)
Molecular function (GO): acireductone dioxygenase [iron(II)-requiring] activity
Source: RefSeq, a predicted model, not a curated record
AUGAGGGCAUACUGGUUCGAUAACCAAGAGGGCGACCAACGCCAGACGCACGACUCCGGCCGCGAUGUCGACCCCUCGUACCUCGCCAGCCUAGGCGUUCUGUACUACCGCUGCCCGCAAGUAUCGGAAGUCGACGCCAUCGCCAAAGACCGCGACUAUAAGAACAGGGACGUCAUCACCGUGUCGCCCGACGCCAUGGGCCCUGUCUACGAGGACAAGGUCAAGAUGUUCUUCGCAGAACACCUCCACGAGGACGAGGAGAUCAGAUACAUCCGCGACGGCGCAGGGUACUUUGACGUCCGAAGCGAGAACGACGACUGGGUGCGCAUCAGGCUUGAGAAGGACGACAUGAUUAUUCUGCCUGCUGGCAUAUACCAUCGAUUUACUACGGAUGAAAAUAACUAUAUUCAAGCCAUGCGACUUUUCAAGGACGAACCCAAGUGGACCCCAUUGAACAGAGGUGCCGAGACCGAUGUGAACCAGCACCGCAAAGCAUACCUGCAGACGAGAGAGGCCGCGCCAGUCGCUGUGUCGUGA